AUUUCAGAUGGUUGAUUUUGCUUGUAAUUAGCCGAGGAAAUUAAAGGUAGGUAGGUCGGCGCCCGGCCGCAGAUAUAUAAAAUGGCUACCGGAAAACGAAGCCGCUGUUGUGGAGCAUCACAAGCUAAUUACCCGAAUCAUGCCAAUACAGAAACGUCCACCUAUGAAUGGGAACAAUCAGAACGAGCUCAUACUCUUAUCGUUUCUCCUCCUCCAGGGCUUAAGAGGGAGCACUUAACGGUGACAGUUGAGGGUGUCCUCAAGAUUCAGGGACGGCGCAGUAAUGACCGAACCUCGACCCAUUUCAACAAGGAAUUCCCAAUUCCAAAGGACUGCAUCAUGGAAGAAAUCACUGCCAAGUUUGAGAGAGGAAGAGUUUCCGUUUCAAUGCCCAAGACUAUUACUCUUAACACCAAAGCCACCACCAUCACCACAACUUCUAAAUCUGCCAUUGAGACUACUGCUCGAGCCAUUACCUCAGCCAUGGCACCCCAAUCCCCUAGAGCUGCCACAGGAAGCCGCGGUGGUAGAGCAUCACAAGCUAAUGACCCGAAUCAAGCCAAUACGGAAAUUGAAUGGAUAGAAGAAGCAGGAGCUCCUACUCUUCUCUUUUAUCCUCCUGAUGGGUUUAAGAAGGAGCACUAAACGGUCACAGCUGAGGGUGUCCUCAAGAUUGAGGAACAGUGCUCUACUCGCCCAAACCAACGGAUCUAUUUCAUGGUCUUUCCAAUUCCAAAGGAUUGCAUCAUAAAAGAAAUCACUUCCAUCUUUGAGGGAGGAAAAGUUUAUGUUUCAAUGCCCAAGAAAACUAUUACCACCACCACCACCACCAUCACAACUACUGUUGGUGCUACUACUAAUACUAUUUCUCAAGUCAUUAUAGAUAUUGGUAGUGAAGAUAAAACCAAGCAGAUAAAUAAUUUGGAUGCCACAAGGGCUACUCGUACUAUUGCUCGACCCAUUAAUGGUGAUGAAGAUAAAACCAACGAGAUGAAUAUUAAUUCAGACGCUACUGAUACUAUUGCUCGACCCAUUAAUGGUGAUGAAGAUAAAACCAACGAGAUGAAUAUUAAUUCAGACGCUACUGAUACUAUUGCUACACCCAUUAAUGGUGGUGAAGAUAAAACCAAGGAUAAUAUUGCAGCAAAAGCAGACCAGUUAGCACCAUCUCCAAGCACCCCGUCCCCUGCCACAGGCAACCUGCCGGCGCCUAAUUCGUCUCCGAAGGAUGGCGCUCCAUCGGAAAUGAUUACUGAAAAUUGUGCUGAAAGGGGCACCAAAGAGACAAAGGGAAGGAGUGGAACAAAUGGGAAGCCUACCGAAUUCGAAAAGGCUCCAAGUGCAGCGCUGCAAGACGGUGACAGGAAAGUAAAUGGUGAAAAAGGCAAGGGAUCAUCAGCAAAUGGUGUCACAAUGACCCAGAGCAAGAAAAAUUUGGAAAGGGGUGAUGGGUCAACUUCUUUUCCCGGUGGUGAAGAUAAAACCAAUGAGAUUAAUAAUUCUGGCGCCUCUGAGGGAAGAGACACAAGAGAUGCAGAAAUCACUGGCAGAGCUUAUUCCAGCGCUAUGAGCUUGUUUGAUGUCCAUGGAAGAGAUGAUAGGCAGCUGGAGGCGAACAUGGGUGUGGCUAUGCUAUUAGCAGCGGCUGUUGGAGUUUUGCUCACCUAUUGUUCUACGUCCUCUGGAAGACCCAGAAACUAGUUCUUCCUUCAGGGAAGGAAUUGCACUGAAUAA
Molecule: messenger RNA, 1734 nt
Organism: Malania oleifera
Lineage: Eukaryota; Viridiplantae; Streptophyta; Magnoliopsida; Santalales; Ximeniaceae
Exons: 3
Coding region: 718-1701 (327 amino acids)
Source: RefSeq, a predicted model, not a curated record